AUGUCGACCCAUAUACCGAUGACUGGGAUGAAACAUGAUGCACCUGACACCAACAAUCAGAUGUUGUACCAUAGUGUGUGGACAAGAAGGAGUGGCUGCUCCGGUUAUCCUACCUUCCCAUUUGAAAUCCUGGUACCCUACUGGGCGAAGAAUCUGCUCCCCCAUGUUACACUGGCAGUUGGACACGGUUUUGAGGCAAGGAGCCUUGGGCCUAUGAUCAGAAGAGCAUCCAAACUCCAGUGGGAACCCACCCAAACUCCAGGAAUAACCAAAGCCACCACUGAGAACAUGUGGAGGUUUAUGGACAGUUGACACAGAGGAACAUUGCCUUCCUGAACGUUUGACUCUCCCCAAGACACCAUGGUAAACCUUACACAGACCACCCCUCAUCACAAGCACUGCUUUCCACCGUUGAUGAAGGCAUAUGGACACAACACCCCAUUUGAUGUUGGACAACUACGGGUGGCACCAGUCACCAUCACCUUACUCAACCCUGAUCAAAUUCCUAUCCACCGAACACAGUACCGUCUGAAACCUGAACAGACCAUGGGGAUCAAACCACCCUAGAUGGGUUGUUGGGAGCUCGUGUCAUAUAUCGCACUGUGUCCUCCAUGGAACACACCAAUCUUACCAGUCCUUGAAAACAGGAGGCGAAACAUACCGGAUGGUACAAGACUUCCGAGCAGUGAACGACGUCACUGCACCCAUUGACCUACCUGUCCCUGACCCUCACAUUACACUGAGUAAUCUCUCACCAAAACACCAAUACUUCACCGUUGUGGAUCUGGCUAAUGCCUUCUUCAGCAUUCCACUGGAUGAGGCUUCACAGCCUCUCUUUGCCUUCACAUAUGAACAUCAACAGUAUACGUAUUCGGUUCUUCCACAGGGUUACAGGUGUUCUCCCCGGAAUCUUCAAUCAUAUCUUGAAGACACACCUGGCCGAAUUGAAAAUCCCUGAAGGAGUGAUACUCAUCCAAUAUGUAGACGACCUUUUGCUGGGGGCUCCCACAUCUGAAUCUCUGUCUACAAAUGACAAAAACCCUACUUGACUUCUUGGCUGUAAAAGGCUACAAGGUCAAAAUGAGCAAAGUCCAGUCCUGUCGCAGAACUGUCCUUUUUCCUUGGCAGAGAAAUCUCAGGAGAAGGUGCUGGUCUCUCGAAUCCCACCGAGAUUCCAUACUCCAUCAUCCACGUCCCAUCACAGUGUCAGGCAUGUUGUCCUUCCUGGGUUGACAGGGUACAGCCGUACCCACAUCCCUGACUACACAUCCAGGACUGAACCACUGAGAGAAAUAGUGAGAGAAGCAGGACCAAGAAACUUACACUCCUCACUUACCUGGACACCUGAAGCAUCAACAGCAUUUGCUCUCCUAAAAACCGAUCUCUCG
Messenger RNA from Coregonus sp. 'balchen', 1388 nucleotides. NCBI's taxonomy places the organism in Eukaryota, Metazoa, Chordata, Actinopteri, Salmoniformes, Salmonidae. The record is from the annotation of a GenBank genome assembly.